GGUCCAGUCUCGUAUUUCCCACGGGUAGAUCCCGACGGGCGGCCCCUCGUCCGAGUAUAAAACCUGGACGAGGACUCUAAUCAGCAAUCAGUUGAGUCAACGACAGUCAAGAGAUAACAUCAGAGCAUAAUGUUCUUUAUACACAUAUUUUUGAGCUUUGCCAGCUCAUCGGCGGCCAUUGUUGAGCCGAUGAACUAUUAUCAAUACACACAAUUCCAGGCUCCUCUCUCCUGGGAGGCCAUCACUAGCACUAGCUUGGAGCAGGCAUUAUCCCAUUGCCAGGAGAACUUUAAGUGGCAACGUUGGAACUGCCCGAGCACUGAUUUCGUCAAAAGGAGAAAGAAUGCAGGAACUGGAGUCAUUCCGCUGGAUCGUGAAGAUGUCUAUGUGGCUGCCAUUUCCAUGGCUGCCAUAGUUUACACACUCACCAAGGAUUGUGCGAAUGGUGUGAUUGCUGGCUGUGGAUGCACAAAAAAUGCCCUAAACGUACCCUGUGCCCAUGAGCCGGCUAAGGCAUUGGAACAAUACGAGAAACGAUUUGGCCUCGGAGUGGGUGCAGCUGCUCAUAAUCAACGUGUAGUUGGCGCCCUACUGAAGCAAUCAUUGGAGGAGGAAUGCCGCUGCAAGAAGUCGAGUCCACAAGGCAAAUGCCUGGAGGAGCAAUGCGUAUCAGUGAUGAAACCCUUCGAGUAUGUGGCUCAGGAUUUACUACAAAUGUACGACGAUGCCAUUCAAUUGGAUACCACAAUUAGCAAUCUAAAGAUUAUGUGGCAAAACAUACCCUUGGACUCCCUGGUCUAUAUGCAGGACUCGCCCAACUAUUGUGAGCCCGAGGCCAGUGGCCGUUGGUCCGGCACACGGGGACGCCGUUGCACCAAGGAUAACAGCGGUUCGGCCGAGGAGCGACUCUCCUGCCAGCAACUAUGCCGAGUCUGUGGCUAUCGCGUACGCACCCAGCACGUUCGCAUGGAGCGUCGUUGCAAUUGCAAACUAGUCUGGGGAUUCCGUCUCCAAUGUGAUGUCUGUGUGCAAUUGGAACGACAAUACAGUUGCUACUAGAAGGGAGCAGCAGGUGCUUUCCUUUUAUUGGGGGCGCUGGUUGAGCCCCUCUACAUCUAUGUAUAUCUAUUAUUUAGACCUUAAGUUGUUAUUAAUUUAUUGCCAACUAAAAAAUACAAAACAAUAAAAUAUCAAUCAUUAGA
Drosophila willistoni is the source of this 1202-nucleotide messenger RNA. It is a transcript of the gene wntD, whose product is annotated as wnt inhibitor of Dorsal protein. Gene Ontology annotation, cellular component: extracellular region. The transcript has a single exon. The record is from RefSeq and is a predicted model, not a curated record. The coding region runs from base 130 to 1059 and encodes 309 amino acids. Gene Ontology annotation, molecular function: frizzled binding; cytokine activity. Gene Ontology annotation, biological process: neuron differentiation; canonical Wnt signaling pathway; cell fate commitment. NCBI's taxonomy places the organism in Eukaryota, Metazoa, Arthropoda, Insecta, Diptera, Drosophilidae.